This is a messenger RNA of Amblyraja radiata (thorny skate), 748 nucleotides long. RefSeq names its product epidermal growth factor-like protein 6. Lineage: Eukaryota; Metazoa; Chordata; Chondrichthyes; Rajiformes; Rajidae. Gene Ontology annotation, molecular function: calcium ion binding. The record is from RefSeq and is a predicted model, not a curated record. The transcript has 4 exons. The coding region runs from base 314 to 748 and encodes 144 amino acids.
AAUCGUACUCCCUAUCUCCACACAAUCGCAUCGUGCCGAUCACUGGGGAAGAAGCUGCUGCAAUUACCAUGCUCCCAAGUCCCUGGAUUUGAACUUUGAACCGUCCUCCCCAAACCCCCCCCCCCUCGGAAUCGAACCCACGUUUGUGUCCUGGUCUGAUCCGGGCAUUCAGUCUUCCUGUCGAAAUGACAACAGAGACAUGGCCCUGAGAUGCCCAACAAAUACGUUUGGAUAUCUUUGCCUUGAGAAUGCCGCAGUAAGAGAGUUUCAUUUCCUUCCCCCGCUGACUAGCUUGAUGUGAUGAAGAGAUCAGAUGGUGUAUAAACACUGGUGCUUUCAGAAUCAGCUGACACAGGAGCGGGUGAAGCUGCAGAGAAUGGGCCUCAGCAACACGGGCCGCUGUUUGCCUCUAAUGGUUGCCUUGAGCUGCAGUGUUUUCAUGGUCGAUCGAUCCCAGGGUGCAACAUGUUCACCAGGAUCUCAAGUUGCCCCAAAUGGCAACAAUCAGUGUAUUGAUAUCGACGAAUGUAAUUCCUCACCCUGUCAUGUUAAUGCAACCUGUCUCAACACAAAUGGUUCCUACGACUGUACCUGCAACUCAGGGUUUCAGGAACCAGCCAGAUCUGCCGGCAAACGUAAAGGGCUGAUGUGUGAAGGCAUGUUCCUGUCUCUGGGCCUUGUCGCCAAGGACAGUGUUCAAUGCCCAUCCCUACUUGCUCUUGAAGUUGAUGGCGAGCUGCCUUCUUAA